UGGAGGAGGUCCGCAGGGGUAAGGUAACCAGCCCUGCCCGCCUGGCUCCAGAGAUCCAGCUCCAGGGUCUCUGGUCUCGGACUUCUGAGUGUUGCGGUUUGAGGUCCUGAUUUCUACCGGUGGGGCGUGCAAGAUGGAGGAAGGCGGGAACCCAGGAAGCCUGACUAAGGUGGUCCAUCUACUGGUCUUGUCUGGGGCCUGGGGUAUGCAGCUGUGGGUGACCUUCAUCUCAGGCUUCCUGCUUUUCCGAGGCCUUCCCCGACAUACCUUUGGUCUCGUGCAGAGCAAACUCUUCCCUUUCUAUUUUCACAUCUCCAUGGGCUGUGCCUUCGUCAACUUCUGCAUCUUGGUUCCACAACACACUUGGGCUCAAGUCACAUUCUGGGAGGCCAGCCAGCUCUGCCUGCUGUUCCUGAGCCUCACGCUUGCCACUAUCAACGCCCGUUGGCUGGAACCCCGAACCACAGCUGCCAUGUGGGCCCUGCAGACCAUGGAGAAGAAGCAGGGCCUGGGUGGGGAGGUGCCAGGCCGCCACCAGGGCCCCGACCCCUACCGCCAGCUGCGGGAGCAGGACCCCAAGUACAGUGCCCUCCGCCAAAAAUUCUUCCACUACCAUGGCCUGUCCUCCCUUUGCAAUCUGGGCUGCCUCCUAAGCAAUGGGCUCUGUCUUGCAGGCCUGGCCCUAGGCCUCAGGAGCCUCUAGCACUCACUGCUGGGGCCCCAAAUGUCAAUAAACCCUUCUUUGGAAAUGG
This is a messenger RNA of Phyllostomus discolor (pale spear-nosed bat), 752 nucleotides long. It is a transcript of the gene TMEM205, whose product is annotated as transmembrane protein 205. NCBI's taxonomy places the organism in Eukaryota, Metazoa, Chordata, Mammalia, Chiroptera, Phyllostomidae. Bases 134 to 703 code for a protein of 189 amino acids. The record is from RefSeq and is a predicted model, not a curated record. The transcript has 4 exons.